AUGUCAAAGCAGCUUCUUGAUACGCCAUCUCGUCACCCAUUUUCUUUGUGGGGCCUCGCAGACAAAACAUGGCAGCUUCUGUGUGAAGGUGCUCUAAAUGCCGCCGCAGUGCCAGCAGCGAAGGUCGCGGAGGCCGCCGGACAACUGCGGAUAAUCACCGAGGAUACGACAUACUCCUUCCCGGCAGACCGACAGGACACCGAGACUGGACUGCAUUGCGAGCUCCGAGUCAAAAGUGAUGUAUUCUGGAUCCGGCUGUGCACAAUGAGCGACCUUGGAUUCUCCGAGGCCUACAUGUAUGGUGAAGUCGAAUGCGACGACUUGAUCUCUAUUUUCACUAUAUUCCUUCGCAAUCGUGAAAAAUUACAGAACUUAGACUCUCGAUUUUCUUACUUAUUCUCCCUCCCACAAAAACUCACUUCACUGCGGUUUAUCAAUACGCUCAGCAAUUCUCGCUCGAACAUCUCGGCACAUUAUGAUAUUUCAAACAAGAUGUUCGAAGGUUUCUUGUCCGAAGACAUGACCUAUUCCUGCGCAAUUUUUAAGGACCUUGACGGCGACCUCAAAUUACCUCUAGAAGUAGAUAUUUCUUCCCGUAACAAAGCGGAGGUUAAACAUUCCUUACCAACGCCAACUGGAACGCCGAACAACGAAUUACAGGCAGACGAGUUUAUCCACGAUGAUGAGUUGUAUGAAGCACAGAUUCGUAAAAUCGAUCACAUUAUUCGCUGUGCACGUAUUGAGCCCGGGCAACGUGUGCUCGAGAUCGGCUCUGGGUGGGGCUCACUUGCGAUACGUGUAGCAACGCAAUUGCCUGGAACGACUGUUGACACUAUUACGCUCUCCGUCCACCAGCAAUCAUUGGCGCGAGAACGCAUUGCACGGGCCGGAGCAGAUAUUUCGUCUCGAGUACGGGUGCAUUUGCUGGACUAUCGCGCCCUGCCAACCGAAUGGGCAGGUUUAUUCGACCGCGUUAUCAGCAUUGAAAUGGUUGAAGCCGUCGGACGAGAAUACCUUGAAGAGUACUUCCGCGUGGUAAAUUGGGCAUUGAAACCAGGCACUGGCAUCGGCGUCAUUCAGAGUAUUACUAUCCCGGAAGCAAGAUUUGAACGCUAUACGAGCGAAGUGGACUUCAUCCGAAAAUGGGUAAGCUAUGUUUUAUUUCCAGGUGGAUUUCUUCCGACGCUGACGCUGUUGGUCCAAGCUCUCACAGCUGGAUCGCGCGGCCGUCUCGUCGUGGACUCCGUAUCUAAUAUUGGACCUCAUUAUGCACGAACGCUUCGCGAAUGGCGGAGGCGAUUCACAGCACGCUUCGAAGAUGUAAUUGAGCCUGCGCUUCGCGAAGACUAUCCGGACGUUAUGGCCGGUGAGAAAGGCCGACGAGAGAUUGAAGUAUUCAGGCGAAAAUGGAUUUGUAAUUGCUACUGUGAAAUUGGAUUUACGACGCGUUCUCUUGGUGAUCACAUCAUCACAUUUACGCGAGAGGGAAACGAAUCCUUUGAGUGCUCCAUUUUCCAAUAG
This is a messenger RNA of Fomitiporia mediterranea MF3/22, 1521 nucleotides long. Its product is annotated as cyclopropane-fatty-acyl-phospholipid synthase. The transcript is spliced from 7 exons. The coding region runs from base 1 to 1521 and encodes 506 amino acids. The record is from RefSeq and is a predicted model, not a curated record. NCBI's taxonomy places the organism in Eukaryota, Fungi, Basidiomycota, Agaricomycetes, Hymenochaetales, Hymenochaetaceae.